Molecule: messenger RNA, 2518 nt
Organism: Labrus bergylta (ballan wrasse)
Lineage: Eukaryota; Metazoa; Chordata; Actinopteri; Labriformes; Labridae
Gene: sync
Product: syncoilin, intermediate filament protein
Cellular component (GO): intermediate filament
Source: RefSeq, a predicted model, not a curated record
UCCCUCCUCUCUCAGUUGGGCUGCAAACACUGCUCCCGCUCACACUUUGCCGCUUACUCUGUUUUAUCUUUGAAUGGCAACUCAAUUCAAACGGAUUCAUCCAGAGAAUGGAGGUUAAAGGGCACAGAAGAUGACAUAGCUGAAAAGAAGACUUCUAAAUCUUGAGUGACCACAGUUAUCACACCAGUAAAACCAAUGGAGGACCUCAACGAUAACAUUUCGUUGACUGGGUUCGACCCUCUCUUUAUUGAAGAGGAGGAUGCGGAUCCAGACAAAACCCUCACGGAACAAAGAGAGUGCAACAGUGAACAAGCUGGCUUCACCUUAUCAGGAACACAACUGAAUCAAUCAUCUUUGAUCAAGCCGUACCUACAAGAGAUGGAUGACCUACUGAAAAGUUGUGAAGAGCUCACUGGUUUCUCCUUUGGCUCUCACUUCUCAGAGACAAACCCAACUGAAAUAGUUCAAUGCCACAGAAAAGACAAAGUCCCAAUGGAGAGCAACCAAGAAACAGGUAUUUCUCCCCAAGCAUAUCUUUCCACAAGCUACAUGGACACAAACAUGGAUGGGGCUGGGACAGAAGACCAGCCAGCACAAGACCAUGCGCAAGGCUUGGAGCAGAUCAUCAAAAAGAGUGUAGUGGCCACCGAUGUUUCUCAACAGAGAAAAAUGCCUCUCACUUCAGCAGGUAACAAACUCAGCAACUCCAUGAUUGAGUAUGAGGGCCAUCUGUUGGGGAUGCUUGCAAUGCUGGAAGGCUGUAUGGAAGAGACAGGGAUGGAUUUUGAGCCCCAAGACUGGGCUACAGAUGCAACUCAAGAGUAUGUACACAUCAGUACGAAUUCUAACCUCCGUAGGGGUACAACACUUCCCAUUCAGCAAGAGGGGUUAAUGAAAUUGGAGGCCAGCCCGCUAGAAUUAGAAUUAUGUGCUUAUCCACAUGCAGGGGGGAAUAUACUUUCGGACAUGAACAGAAAUGAGCUGGCAGUAGGUUCAGCAACAGUUGAAAGCCGGACAUAUCCUGUGCUUAGCCUUGAUAACACAAGUGGCUUCUCAAUGGAAAGACUCGGGGGGCAAGGGAAAGCAAACACAGACCAGAGUGUUCUUGAAGCUCAUUUAAGGUUUGCAAGGCCAUCGAUGACAUCAGAUAAUACACAAAAUGGUCCAACGUACUGUGAGGCAACAAGCACAGGAUGUAUGUCUUCUAAUGAAGCCACAUUAACAGAGGGAGAAAUUAAAGGGAUUGAAGUAGACAACAGUCAUUUUCCAGCUGAAGGCACAAAAGCGCUGGGGAUGGACUCAAUUUAUCAAGGCCCUAGCAUGAAUGAAUUAAGCGCACUAGGGUCUCAGAUGGAGGAGUGGAUAGAGGAAGUGCAGCAGGUACAGAAGAGGAGAAAGGAACUGCUGUUGGAGGUGCUUGAGUUGAGAGGAAAUAAAGACAGAGAGGAGGUAGAGGACACAAAUAAAGAGGAAGCGGAGACAGAAGAGCUAAUUGAUAGCAAAGUGGCGGUGUUGAUGAGUGCACUGCGGAAAGAAGAAGAGGGAAGAAGAGAGGAGAGGAAGAAAGAGAUCCAGUGCCUGUGGGAGGAGAGAGCGGAGGAGGAGAGAAGGGUAUGGAAAGUAAACUUGGAGAGACAAGGGAUUCAUGAGGAGCUCAAAAAGCUGAAGAGGAGGCUGUUUGCCAUUGCAAGAGACUGCGCUCACAAUCAGUUUGCCCUGAACACCCAACAUCGAGAGGUGGACGCGCUGAAGAGGGAAGAGGAAAAAAUGAAGUCACUGGUGCUUGAGCUGACAGAAGAGAGUGCCAAGCUAAGAGCAGCCCAUCAACAACAGCUCUUACACCUAAAAGCAGAGCAUCAUGCCCAGAGCUCCAGUCAGACUUCCAAUACCCAGGAUCAGCUGACCCAGUGCAAGAGGCACUCCUGUGGGGAUAUUCAGCAGUAUCUGCAGAGUGGGCUUAAAGCACUUGAGGAUAGAUAUGAACCCAUUAUGCUUGCAUUGCUCAAGAGGAGGGAGGUAACAGCCGAAUCCCUGGUGAAAUCCAAAGAGCAGAACCAGGAGCUCAGAACCAAGCUGAGACCCUUGAAGGAGGAAAUCCAAAAACUGAUUCUCCAGCGAACUUGUUUAGAGGAGAAACUCAAACUUACUCACAUGCAGAGGAGAGAGGAUGUGGUGCAUUACAAGGAGAGAGUUUACACAUUGGAGGAGAGCAGCAGAGAGCUGAAGACUGAGUUAAAUCUUCAGAAGAGGAAAACCAAAGAAAUAGAAGAAUUGAGAGACAGCCUAACCAAACGUUUACUCCUUUACAGAGCUGCCAUUAAGGACCAUAACUGUGAUGACGAGCAGAAAAACGACUGACUGUUUUUUUGAUUACUUCAAAGAUAUGUGAUUUAAUAACGCUAUUUUAUCACAACUAUGAAUGCACUUUAUACAAAUAAGACAUGCUUUUGAAACAAAUAUUUUUUAGUCACCUUGUAGACCAGUUUUGCUAUGAAUAAAGACUUUUUGUUUGCUGUAA